Messenger RNA from Cololabis saira (Pacific saury), 1664 nucleotides. Its product is annotated as heme transporter hrg1-A-like. Bases 234 to 668 code for a protein of 144 amino acids. Gene Ontology annotation, cellular component: lysosomal membrane; plasma membrane. Lineage: Eukaryota; Metazoa; Chordata; Actinopteri; Beloniformes; Belonidae. Gene Ontology annotation, biological process: heme transport. The transcript is spliced from 3 exons. The record is from RefSeq and is a predicted model, not a curated record. Gene Ontology annotation, molecular function: heme binding; heme transmembrane transporter activity.
CGUAAGUUGAAGGUUUUUGCACUGCUGUUGGAAGAGAAGAAAAAACACUUCCCACUUGAAAUGCUUUGUCAUGUUUUCAUUUUCCUGCAUGUGACAACAGCCAUUAGUCAGCAGAGCGCACACGUUUGGUCCAUUUUUUUUGUCCACGCAGGACGUGUGUGCAGAUUGAGCGGACGCAGCUGUCGCCUCUUCCAGGACAGUCUCCUCUCAGUCUCCUCUGUCUGUCUGUCAAUAUGGGGAUCAAUAAAACCUACCUUAGUAUCGGCUAUGCUUCCUGUGGCAUUCUCUUCGGAUUGUCCGCCUUCCUGGUGUGGAACAUCGUGUACAAACAGCCGUGGACUGGAGCCAUGGGAGGUCUUUCAGCUGUGCUGGCACUCUGGGCCCUGAUCACUCAUGUCAUGUACCUGCAGGACUACUGGCGGUCCUGGCUGAAGGGCCUCAAGGUUUUCUUCUUCACUGGAGUUUUCUUCUCUCUGUUGGCUGUCCUAGCUUUUAUCACUUUCUUGUCCAUCGCCAUCAGCAGAAAGGAGUCGCUGACUGACCCUCACAGCCUCUACCUUUCCUGUGUCUGGAGCUUCAUGAGCCUGAAGUGGUCCUUUCUCCUCGCCUUGGCCGCUCAUCGCUACCGCAAAGAGUUUGCAGACAUUAGCAUCCUCAGUGACUUCUGAGCAACUUCCCGUCAAAGUCCCAUAGUUACUGCUCAGAAAGUUUCAAGCAAGCUGUCUGUGCUGGCUGAGCUGAGGAGAUGUAGGUAAAGUCAUGGUUCUUGAUGCUUUGUCUUGAGGAUGCGUGCUCUUACCCGGGUUGUACCCAUGUCUCCUCAGCCACUUCCUCGCCUUCCUCAGAUGUUUUUCUCCUGCACUUUUUCCACAGGACAAACUGAAAAAGAGUCAUUUGUAACCUUACAUAUGAUUUGGGAAUUGUGUCUGUCUUGUGACGACUACCAGUUGCAGUUUUUUGCUGCAGCCACUAGAUGGCACCAGUCGUCCAGCAACAAGUGCACCGCAUUCCGUCCCAUUUUUGUGACGUGUUUUUAUUUUAUCAGUACAAAUUUCACUUACAGUGAUCAGAUGAAGAAGCCUGCAAAUCACGUAUCAGUCCUACGAUGAAUAGAAUGCUUUAAAGUGGAUUCACAUCCCAGCACUGCUGUGUCGGUGUAUCCAGGACUUACACUCAGCAGGUGUCGUCCAAAUCCUGCAACAUCUUCAAAAGAAAAGCACCACAUGUCCCAAUUCAGGGUGUAUUUGAAGUAUGAGCUGGCGUUUUUAAUGUGAUGAAAAAAGUUUAUUUUUUAAUCUGUUUGAGAAAAAAAAAAGAUUUCUUUGGCUUUAUUAACUCAACAGUGAUUCCAACAAUAUGCAUGCUCAAAUAUUUACAAUAUUUGAUGUUUUUUGUCCUUAUCAGUCCCAUUUAUUAAUUGGUACAUUCUUAUUUAAUGAGAUUAUUUUAGAGUUUUUCUUCUAAUCAUCCAUUUCUGUAAUUUUUGUACCAUGUCAUGGUGUGUUCACAUGCAUCACUUGAGUGAACGUAGCAGUGUGUGUUUGUACAAGAGUGUGUCUGGGAGUGAAAUUGAUGAAAUACAUUUAAUUUUACAUUUAUCAGGUAUUAUUGUGCAAUAAAAAAAACUCACUGUGCAAUAACUUCCUCCUUUUAAAUGUUACAGU